ACAACUUAUUAGCUGCCAUCACACAACUAAUUCAAACCCAACAAGGGUUGGCAGAUACUAUUAACAUGGGAGGCAAUGCAAAUAUAAAUGCAAAUACCCAAAAUGUCCCUAAUAAUAAUGCUAAUAACAACGUUUCAAAAAUUAGCAUUAGAAUUCCAACAUACAGGGGAGAGCCGAAAGAAAAUGUUGUUGCCUGGCUUCUUCAAGUUCAAAAGUUACAGCAACAGAAAAUAAUGCAUUCUUUGCCAAUUGAGAUAGUUUUGCAACAGCUAUCUGCCAAGCAUUUCAGCCCCCAACUAUCAGUAUUACCUUCGUCAGCAACUCAAGAAACUACUCCAGACUGGGGUCUCAAACACGCUACCAGAACGGAGAUAGCUUAUCAGGCACCAGCUGCUUUAGAAGAAGCUUAG
This is a messenger RNA of Racocetra persica, 410 nucleotides long. The record is from the annotation of a GenBank genome assembly. NCBI's taxonomy places the organism in Eukaryota, Fungi, Glomeromycota, Glomeromycetes, Diversisporales, Gigasporaceae.